Messenger RNA from Rhizophagus irregularis DAOM 181602=DAOM 197198, 282 nucleotides. RefSeq lists its product as uncharacterized. Gene Ontology annotation, biological process: proton motive force-driven ATP synthesis. Gene Ontology annotation, molecular function: proton-transporting ATP synthase activity, rotational mechanism. The record is from RefSeq and is a predicted model, not a curated record. Lineage: Eukaryota; Fungi; Glomeromycota; Glomeromycetes; Glomerales; Glomeraceae.
AUGAGUGCAAUUAAAUCUCUUCUUCCACCAAAAAUUUCGGUUAGUGGAGUGACUGGAGCCUCAGGCUCAACAGCAGCACUUAGCGAUCUUUAUUCGAAGUUACCCAAAGGACCAGCUCCAAAAGUUCAGCCACAGGGAUUUUUUGGACGGUAUUAUGCAAGGUAUAUUGCUACUAGUUCGCCUGCUCCCAUUUUACAUGUUACUCUUGCAAUUGGUUUUAUUAGUUAUGCCUUUAAUUAUCAUUUUCAUUUAAAACAUCAUAAAACGAAAGAACAUCACUAA